Caenorhabditis bovis is the source of this 921-nucleotide messenger RNA. The record is from the annotation of a GenBank genome assembly. NCBI's taxonomy places the organism in Eukaryota, Metazoa, Nematoda, Chromadorea, Rhabditida, Rhabditidae.
AUGUGGGGCGCUCUUCGAAUGCGCACUUUUCGUCGAUCCCAAAGAAGCAUCGCGUCGCCAAUGAAACGAACCAAGGCGAGAGCAUCGGAGAAGCAGCGCACAUUGGAAAGGCAUUUCGGCGCGAGACCACCGACAAAAAAUCGCCUACUCAACACGAUCUAUUGGGCGCUGCGUCGCUGCCAAUAUUGGCUAUGCUUCUACGAUGAUGAGGUCGAGGUCGACGUUGAAGACCUGCUCUCGAAUCCGUUCAACACCCAUCCACCGGGACUCGAGCAGCUCGUCCAGCUCACCGGCUUCAACCGCAAAUGGCUGAUGUUCAUGUAUCGCAAUUUUAAGCAGAGGUGCGCCAAUGGGCGAAUGACGGAAUCGCAAUGGCGCAUUCUUUUCCGAAGCCUAUUCCCGCACGCCAAUGAUUCGGCGUUCGUCGAUCGCAUGUAUCAAGCGAUUAUUCGCAACAAACCCCAACAGCAGAUCACUUUCGAGGACCUCAUCAUAUUCCUUUGGGAGCUCACCGAGGCCGGCCGACAAUCGGAACUCGCCAACGCCCAUAUUAAUGCGUCGAGCCGCGCGCAAUUCGUCUUCGCCCUCAUGGAUGUCGAGGGAAAGGGAAAAAUCGACGAGGAGACGUUUCGCAACUACACGCGUAGCAUAUUCGCACUGACCGCCUCUCAUCAUUUUUGCGACACGUCGGCGAUCGGAUUGCCGGCUGGAAGCAUUUAUCGAUCGAAGAGCGCCGACGACGAUCUGAAGCCGCUAUCACCGAUGAUCGCGCGUUUCGCGGCGAAUCGCUUCCGCGAGAUCGACGCCGACGGCGACGGCUGGAUAUCGGUGAAGGACAUCGAACGCGAGCUCGACUACGCGAAAGACGCCGUCGCACUCAAAUCAAUGAGCGACAUCGAAGAGCCAACGACAUCAAACUAA